This is a messenger RNA of Malassezia globosa CBS 7966, 843 nucleotides long. RefSeq lists its product as uncharacterized. Gene Ontology annotation, molecular function: GTPase activity. The coding region runs from base 1 to 843 and encodes 280 amino acids. Lineage: Eukaryota; Fungi; Basidiomycota; Malasseziomycetes; Malasseziales; Malasseziaceae. The record is from RefSeq and is a predicted model, not a curated record. The transcript has 4 exons.
AUGGGCCGCUACGCUGUGCUUGUGACCGGGCCUGCAGGCGCUGGAAAGUCAACAUUUUGUGCAGCGCUUAUGUCGCAUGCACAAAGCCUGGGGCGGAGCAUUCAUUUGUUCAAUUUGGAUCCUGCUGCUGAACAAUUUGAGUACGAGCCGACUAUUGAUAUUCGGGAAUUGAUCACGCUCGAGGAUGUCAUGGAGGAGAUGGACUUGGGGCCGAAUGGUGGUCUCAUUUAUUGUUUUGAUUAUUUGUUGAAUAACCUCGACUGGCUUGAGAACGAGUUAGGUGAAUACGAUAAUGACUACCUAGUCAUUGAUUGUCCUGGGCAAAUUGAGCUUUACACGCAUUUUCCCGUUAUAUCGAGGUUUGCUGGUCUCAUGCAGCAGCAGUUUAACUUUCGAGUAUGUGCAACCUACCUGCUGGACUCGCAUUUCAUGGACGAUAAGGCCAAAUACUUUGCUGGUGUUUUGAGCGCAAUGAGCGCGAUGAUCAACCUUGACAUAUCGCACCUUAAUAUUAUGACAAAGAUGGAUCUAGUCGCUCAGCACGAAAAAGAUGGUUUGUCGUACGCGCAGCGGAAAGAAGUCGAGCGUUAUAUGGACCCCGAUCCUCUUCUUUUCGCGGAUCACGAUGACAGUUUGAACCAAUCAAGAUUUCAUGCACUGAAUCAGGCCAUUGUUCAGCUUGUUGAAGACUACAGCAUGGUAUCAUUUUUACCAUUGGACCUUUCAAACGAGGAGAGCCUGAACCUCAUCUUGUCUUGCAUUGAUAACAUUCUACAAUAUGGUGAAGAUGAGGAGCCCAUCGAGCCAAAAGACAUCGAGCAAGAAGAAUCAGACUUGACAUGA